Molecule: messenger RNA, 1759 nt
Organism: Anoplophora glabripennis (Asian longhorned beetle)
Lineage: Eukaryota; Metazoa; Arthropoda; Insecta; Coleoptera; Cerambycidae
Product: equilibrative nucleoside transporter 3
Exons: 8
Coding region: 170-1459 (429 amino acids)
Biological process (GO): nucleoside transmembrane transport
Cellular component (GO): plasma membrane
Molecular function (GO): nucleoside transmembrane transporter activity
Source: RefSeq, a predicted model, not a curated record
AAGCCAAGGGUAUGUAUGAACUUUGAUAUGUAUUAUACUUGAAAUGUAGAAUCCGUAAUCAUAUCAGGUUGCUCUUAUCAAAUUAGCAGAAUUUCUAUGCUGGUAUAUAUAAAUAACAAGAGCGUUUUUAAGAGCAGUCCCAUUUACAGAAUCGAACAGUCAGUUUAACAUGGAAAUAAAAGAUGAGGCUGAUACUGAUCACAUGGUGUCACAAAAUACGGAGAAAAAGAAUGAGCCUAUUAAUUAUGUACUUAUAGUACUGUUUUAUUUCUUAGGAACUACUUGUUACUUACCGAGCAGUUUUUAUGUGACAGCAAACGGGUACUGGAUGUUCAAAUUUAGGGAUCCUAACUUGGCCUUUAAUACCUCAGAUACCCAGAAAACGACAUUGCAAAAGAACUUUACAGCCUACACAAGUAUCGCUGGCAAUGUUGGCACGAUUACUUUCUUAUUUGUUACAUUUGCACUUAUGAAGAAAAUUUCGCUUAAAAAACGGAUCAUUGGUGGCAUGGUUUCAUUAUUGAUGCUCUUUGUACUAACUUGGUUCUUCAUAUUCCUCGAUACGGACUCGUGGCAAUCUGGGUUUUUCGUCAUCGCUGUUGGAGUAGGAGGACUACUACAUUGUUGUUUUUCCGUCCUUAUGAUCUCCUUCUUUCAACUGUCCACUCGAUUUCCUUUGAGGUAUUUGGCUGCGCAGCUCGCAGGACAGUCGCUGUGUGGCAUACUGGCAGCCUCAGUGCAGGUAUUUGCUUUGCUAGUUACAUCCUCUGUCAAAGUUACUGCCGGUUUCUUUUAUGCCAUUGCAGUUUUUGUUGUUGGAGGUACAAUCAUUGCGUUCGUAGUAAUCUCGAAUAAAUCCGAAUACCUUAGAAAUAAGCUAGAGUGGACACCAGCAGUCGUCGAGAGACCAGCAGCGUUUAAUAUUGGUGCUAUUAUACCAUUGCUCAAGAAGCUUUGGUUGCUGUUGCUGGCUUUAAGUUUGUGUUUGGUUAGUACCCUCAUUUUGAACCCCGGACUCACCGCCUUAGUAGAGUCUUCUAGCAAGGGUACGAAUGAUUGGAGUGAUAUUUAUUUCGUGCCAGUGACUGUGUUCCUUUUAUUUAAUGUUAUGGAAUUUGUUGGUAGAGAAAUAUCUAAUUACGUUGCAGUGUUGAAAAUUGUAUAUGUCAUUCUUGGGACAUCUGUAGUGCGAUUAGUCCUAUUUCCACUAAUACUGCUUUGUAAUAUCCAACCUAGGAAUCACCUACCUGUUGUGUUCCACGAAGAUGCAUGUUUUAUAAUUUUUAUGAUUUUAUUAGCAUUUUCUAGUGGAUAUGUGCAAAACGCCGUUAUAAUCAUACUACCAGGUUAUUGUGAACGCGAAGAGAAGUUCAUGUGUAUGUUAACUAUUAUGUUCGUUAUGCUGGUAUUUGCGACACUAGCAUCGAUUCUUAGUGGUGUGGUUGUUAACUUAAUAUAAGAAAAACUUUGCUGUUUUUAUACCAAGAAGAAAUAUAUCUAUUUUGUUAGUAACUGAUUAUUUUAUUCAUGUAUAUAGAUUGUUACAAAAAUAUAGCUCAAGACUGCAGAAGCUUUGAAGGAAAAUAACAGGACAAUUACAUUAAGUAAUUUUUCACCUAGUAUCUCAAUUUCUAGACACAUGGUAUCAAAGUUACAAUUUAAAAAUAGAGUAGUUACUUUAUUUGCUGUUUGUUGUCACCACAAAAUAUAUAGUUUCGUUUUAACAAUUGUAAAAUGAAUUUCAAUAGACUAAAACCAA